ACUGUGACAUGACAGCUGUUCAUCUGGGGGAAAAUUUUGAAUGAUUUUGAUGAAAAAUUGUAUGCAAGUAUCAGAUUCCAGCCUGCUGAUUAGCUAGAAAGGAAGCAAAACUGUUAAGCACACAUCUUACUUGCCUCCACGUUGGCUGGCAUAGCGCGGCAGUGCUGAAACUGUUGAAAAAUCAGCCGCCGAAUUUACCGAGAACGUCAAGUUCAGAGUUGGAUCUUUCGUCGUUGUGUGUCGUCGUCGGUGUGGGCGUUGAUUCCCAGGGCCAGGCAGGCGAUGAUGAUGCGGUGAGCGAAGACCGGGAACAUUCAUUCUAUUCUAGGAAUCUAGUUCUGCACAUCGACAUUUGACAUCAUGGAGACUAAAGUGGAGCAAGAUGAUAAAGAGACUGCCAAGGUUCAGCAGAGUCUCCAAUCCGUAGCAAUUACCUGGAAGGGCUUCCUGAGCAGUACCUCCCCGCAAGCAUUCCCUAACCUCAACACCAAGAAUGUCAUCAAGAUAUCCCUAGGCAGUAAGCAUUCCGCUUAUCUGACAGACCAGCAUGCCGUCUACUGCUACGGGUCAGGAGAAUUCGGCCAGCUCGGACACAAGAAGUUCUCCGACGUCACCAAGCAGCCUGUUCUCGUUCAAGACCUGAAAGGUGAAAACGUCGUGGACGUUGUGUGCGGAAGCAACCACACAGCAGUAUUGUGCUCAGAUGGAAUCGUCUUCUGCUGGGGAGACUCGAGUAGCGGACAGUGUGGAAAUGGACAGAUGGACAAGAUUCAUACCCCUCAGCAGGUGCAAAUUAGUGACCUUGAUUCUGAUCCCUUUCUUACUCAGAUUUCAUGCGGAGAUUCGCAUACAUCGGCGUUAUCCAGCAAAGGAGAGGUCUGGUCAUGGGGCACUGGUCCUCAGCUUGGAUUAGGGACGGGUUCGACUCCUGUCGCAACUCCACGGAAGGUACAAGGCCUUGUUGGGAGGAAGGUGUUACAGAUAUCAUGUGGGGCAAACCACAGCUUGGCUCUUGUCAAGAAAGUACGGUCCAUGAAGCUGGGUGGGACCCGGCAAAGUGACAUGGAUGAGGAAGGGUCCGGGUCAGGAAGCCUGAUGAUGACGGAUGAAAUCUACUCUCUUCAUGAAGAAGGAGACAUCGUCAUUAUCACAGACACAAGAAUGACCAGCUCCCUUGAGGAAAUUCCAUCCGUGCGGAGUUUCUCGCCGGACAGUAUAGACGUGGCAGCGCGAGAAGCUAUGGCGGCCGAAAAGGAAGCAAGCGAACACGGCUCAGUGGAUUCUAACAACAGCCAAGGUACAUACACACUAGACAAUGAGAAACACGCCGAAAAGAAAAAGGAGGAGCCGGUAUCAAACGGUGACGUGUUCGUUGACGAGACAGACUCGACAAAGACCACGACCCCACCCCCGCCCCAGUCUAUGCGACUCGAGCGUAAACUCACAUUCACAGAGUCCUUCGAUACUGAGUCGACAAAGAAGUAUCUAGCGGAGCAACUAAAGCCUUUACAGCUCUCGGAACCGCAAAAACCGUCGGAGAAACUCUCCCCGAAAGACCGUAUUCUUGCCAGCCUUCCUCAAGCAGUGGCGUCCAAAAUCACCAAACUCAUCAGCCCGCUCAGCUUGAGGUCAAAGUUCAGUCUGAUCUCCGUGGAAGGGACGGAGUUUGACGAUUCCGAGGUGGAGGAGCUGAUGAUGGGUGGAUGCCACCAGGACAGUGACAAAACGUCAGAUAUCAGGUUCUCACUAGAGGGCGCUGUUGAUGAUUUGAUGUUGCAGACAGAGGUAUGGAGUUGGGGUAAAGGAGGCAAUGGACAGCUUGGUCAAGGGGAUCCACUCGAGAGAGCUCAACCGUUGGCAAUCAAGCAGCUAAGUGGUAAAGGGGUGACCCGUGUAAUUGCAGGACAAAGUCAUUCCAUGGCCGUAGCGAGUAAUGGUCAAGUCUUCUCAUGGGGUAGCAACUCUGAUGGGCAACUUGGACACAACGGCCAGCUGAUACCAAAGAGAAUUAAGAUGCCAAACAAUGCGCUGGUAUGGGAUGCUGCAGCAGGCAGUACACACACUCUCCUCCUAGCCGAUGGGAACAGCUUCCAGCCUGACAUAUACUAUCUGGGAAAACAACCAAGUCUUCAAGAAUUAAAAAGCGAGGGACGUACUGGCACCCCGGAGAGCAGUCCAUUGAAAGAGAGUAAAGAUUCAUCAAAGAAGCGAUCCAUGUCUAGUAUUGCAAAAGCACCAAUUGUCAAAUAUGCUGCCAGGGCUAAACAACCAGAGAAAUUGACUUUCAUAAGGAAGUGUGGUUGGGCCCAGUACAUAGCUGCUGCAUCAGAUCUAUGUGCGUGUAUCACAGACAAGAACGUCUCUGGUUUUACAUCCAUCCUUCAUGAGCUGGCAGCUACUGAAAGGUUACUUCACUACCAACUGAGCACAGUCCGCAGUACAAUCCUCAAGGCAAUCAGCAGCUCAGAGAUCAAUAAAGUACUGGAAUCAACGAUCUACCAGCAGCCAUUCCGACAAAUUGCCGAGCUCUUCUCAUUACUCGGUACGGCGGUGGCCAAUAAUUCCAUUGGGCUGACAGCGGUCAUACAACGCCACCGGCAUUUGGCCGAUCUCACCAUGUUGAAGUCACGUACCGAGUACCAGGCAGUGUUUGAGCAGUACGCAAACUACGUCUGCGAUUUUGUCACCAUCGGUGGAUUCACUCACAUGGGAAAAGUUGGAAGUGAUGCACUUUCUAAGCACGACGCUGUCUUUAUGGAAUUACUGAAUGAGGAGAAACCAGCAAGUUAUGGUUCACCGCUACGGAGUCUCAUGAAGCUACCCCUGGACAGAGUCAAAUUCUACUCAUACCUCCUCGGAAAGCUGUCCUGUUACUAUGCACAGGACAGUACAGAAUUCAAGCUUCUUAAAGAAAGCAGCUCAUCGUGGGAAACGUUGCAGCGGAGUAUUGAUGAGAAGCAAGCCCAGGCAGAGGAGACGAGAACAUUCUGGGAGUCCUGCCCGACCAAACUUACUGAAGCCAUUAAGAGGCCAGACCGGAGGGUGCUGAGAGACUCUCGAAAUAAACCCCUGUCGCUUCACAACGCUGGUAGACUGUCACAGCACUGGUUCCUGCUGUUUGCUGAUAUCUUUGUCCACGCACAGACUGAGGGCAAGAGUGGAGUUAGCUCGGAUAAGUAUGCAAGCCAUCAGGUGUUCCCAUUGGCUCUAAUCUGGGCUGAACCAGGACAGCAAUCUAAUCAGAACACCAUUCAGCUUACCAUGCCCGAAGCAACCCUCACUCUUCAGACCCCGUCCCCAGCAGAGAAAGCCGAUUGGCUCUGGUCGAUCAACCAGGCCAUCGAUGCAUUGUUGACCAAUCAGAAGCUAGGAGGACUGUCCCCGGUGACCACACCCAUGGCUCAGAAGAUUCCGCCCAAGCUGACAAGGCAGGGGCGGUACGCCUUCUCUGGACAUUCCAAGUUUAAGGAUGCUGUUUAUGAAGGGGUGUGGCACCUUGGAAAGCCCCAUGGGAAGGGUACCUUGAUUUGGCCUGACGGAAAGAAAUAUAACGGUCAGUUCGUCCAAGGACAGCAACAUGGGUAUGGUGUGUACACCAUUCCCAGUGCAGAGCAGAAUGGCAAGGCACAGGUUUAUGAUGGACAGUGGCAGGAGAGCAGCAUGAGUGGCUAUGGAACACUAAGAUACUCCAAUGGUGACAUCUACCAAGGGAAUUUCCAGGACGGCAGAAGGCAUGGUCAUGGCAUCUUCCACAGCAGCGUUGGCAAUCUCUUCAUCGGGGAGUGGCAGAACGACUGUCGUCAUGGUUAUGGGAUCAUGGAGGAGCGACAGAGAGGUGAGAAGUACAUGGGCAAGUGGGAGAACAACUGUCGCCACGGCAACGGGAUGGUGAUCACCAUGGGGGGUCUGUACUACGAGGGCGUCUUCAAUCAGAAUAAACUAAUGGGAGUUGGUAUUCUGUUGACCGAGGAUGGAACAGUGUAUGAAGGAGAACUCACGACGGGUCCAACACUCAGUGGCAAGGGUUUGCUAAGACUGCCCUCUGGCGAUGUUAUCGAUGGUAGUUUCAGCGGCCUGUGGGGUGACGGUGUGAAGGUUAAUGGAACAUUCCGCAAAGCGGCUGAAGUAACGCCUAGUCACAGAAGGAAAACCAGUGGCAUCGGUAAGUUUACAGUGGCGUCAGACGACAAAUGGGAAGAUGUAUUCGACCAUGUACGCUCAAUCUUUGGUCUGAUCGACAAUAAGAAACCAGACUACCAGAAAGUAUGGGCAGCUGUUGCCGUGGCGAUAUCGUCACUCACACAACAGGAAAUGGAAAGGCUGCAUAAAGACGAACGCAGUAAAGUAGUUGAGGAUUUACAGAAGAUACCUAGCAGUGGACAGAGUAAAGGAAAGAUAACCGAAGAGGACUACAAGUCCAUCCAGGAGUACCUUACAAAGGCCUUUGAGACAUCACUUCAUCCCCUCGGCAGUCUCCUUGAGAACCUGUGUGUAGCGUACAGAGAAACAUACAUCGGUCUCGGUGCCCAUCGAUGGCUUCUUCCGUACGCCGUCCAAGAAAUCAAAUCCUAUGUCAAGAGGAUUUAUCAAUUAGUCAGGGUGCUUUUCAGUGACCUCCCAAGUGAACACCCCUCCAAGCCUAAUACACCGGUCCAUGAGGCCCCAUCUUCUGACUUCCAUUAUUACUAUGACUACAGCGAUAGCCAGACAGCAGUGGAGGCAAAGUUCUCAAAGUCAGCGAGUAAAAACAGACAACCCUCGUCUGAUGAUAUAACUUGUCAUAUCACCAGUGAUGGUCUGCUGUAUCCCAUAGUACUACCCAGACUCUACCCAGCUCUCUUUACUCUGUAUGCACUCAAGAAUGAGGAGGAAGACCAACAGUACCAAGAACGAUUAAAACGGCUGAAUGAAAGGCCAGAUAUGGCCUUGAUGGCGUAUCUCAAGGUUGACCAGAAAUUCUGGUUACUGGAAGAUGUUGUGAAAGAUUCUUUAAAGAGAAUAUCCGAGAUACGAGAUGUGUCUUACAUAACAGCAGUAGAGUGCCUGCAGAAUCUAAGUACAACAUUCAGUCCGCGUCAGAAACUGCUGAUUAUACACACAGCCUGGGAGGCUAUUGAGGAAGCCAUACAGACAACACUCAGCUCUGAGAAUAUCACACUAGGCAUGGAUGAACUAUUCCCAAUCUUCCAGUAUGUGGUCACCCGAGCAAGGAUUCCUCAUCUGGGCUCAGAGCUUCAACUCAUCAACGACCUGAUGGAGGUCAAAUCCGACCCAGGUCAAUGGGGUCACAUGUUCACGACCUUAGAGGCGUGCUACCUCCUGACGAGGUAUGACAAACUCCCAGAAGAUUGCGCGGAGCUCCACUGUUGAAGAAAAUAAAGUUGGAACUUGAGAUGGUUUGUAAAAAAAAACAAUUAUAAUCACCCUGAUGGGUACCUCCUUCCUGGUAUGUAUUGUCCAUAUUGGACUUAUUUAUCUGACUUGUGUAGAGUGUUAUGGCCGAGUGGUUAAGAGAAUCAAAUUCAAGUUAAGUCAUCGGGGUGUGGGUUCAAAUCCCGGUCGUGACACUUG
Asterias rubens (European starfish) is the source of this 5571-nucleotide messenger RNA. RefSeq names its product alsin-like. The transcript has 26 exons. The coding region runs from base 361 to 5370 and encodes 1669 amino acids. The record is from RefSeq and is a predicted model, not a curated record. Gene Ontology annotation, molecular function: guanyl-nucleotide exchange factor activity. NCBI's taxonomy places the organism in Eukaryota, Metazoa, Echinodermata, Asteroidea, Forcipulatida, Asteriidae.